Linum tenue is the source of this 1992-nucleotide messenger RNA. Lineage: Eukaryota; Viridiplantae; Streptophyta; Magnoliopsida; Malpighiales; Linaceae. The record is from the annotation of a GenBank genome assembly.
AUUAGAGCCCUUAGACUGAUAUUCGUGGGCUAUAAAAAGGGACGACCCAAAUAACGCAGAGACCACAAUUCCCAUUUUCCUCAUACUGGACCUAAAGAAACAAUGACCACUACCACUACUGCUUUCUCUUUCUCCUCCUCCUCCUCCUCCUUUGCUGCAGCUCUCGCCUUCUUUCUUCUGCUUGCUUUGAACACUGCUAAUGGCGAUGGAACAUUUGGGGUUCAGCAGCAGCAUUUCUACACUGUUCAGCUCUCCUCGCUGUUUCCUUCCGACUCUUGCAGCCCUGCUCCUUCGACCAAAGGGCUGAACAAGCUGCCAGUGUUCCACAAACAUGGGCCGUGCGCUCAGGCCCAACAACUCGUCACCUCUACCAACCAGCCCAAGCCCACCGCGGACGAAAUCCUCCGCCAGGACGAGUCCAGGGUCCAGAAAAUCCAGUCCAGGUCCAGAAAGGCAGCCGCCGCUGGCGCCGACGACGUCAGGGUGACGGGCUCCACCACCAUCCCGGCCAAGGACGGCAGCACCGUCGGCUCCGGGAACUACAUCGUCACCGUGGGGCUCGGCACCCCGGCGAAGAAACUCUCCCUCAUAUUCGACACCGGAAGUGACGUCACGUGGACGCAAUGCCAGCCGUGCGUACGGUCUUGCUACCAGCAAAAGGAAAAGAUCUUCGACCCUUCCUCCUCCAAAACGUACCGAAACGUUUCGUGCGAGGCCGCCGCCUGCUCCGCCCUCGCUGCCGCCACCGGAAACAGGGGAUGUAGUGCCUCGACGUGCGUGUACGGGAUCCAAUACGGCGACGCGUCGAUCUCCGCCGGAUUCUUCGCCAUCGAGAAACUGACGUUGACCAAAACCGACGUCGUCGACGAAUUCUACUUCGGGUGCGGGCAAAACAACAGAGGGAACUUCGGCGGCGCCGCCGGGCUGCUCGGAUUGGGCCGGAACCAGCUGUCGCUCGUCUCCCAGACCUCCGACAAGUACAAGAAGCUCUUCUCCUACUGCCUCCCUUCCUCCCCCAGCGGCACCGGAUUCCUCACCUUCGGCGGCGCCGCCACCAAAUCGGCGGUGAAAUACACUCCCAUCGCCAGCGUCGCCGGCGGCGACAACUUCUACGGAAUCGGCAUCACGGCCAUCAGCGUCGGCGGCAAGAAGCUCCCCGUCGCCGCCUCCGUCUACUCCGCCGCCGGCGCCAUCAUCGACUCCGGCACCGUCAUCACCCGGCUCCCGCCGGCGGCGUACUCCGCGCUCCGGUCGGCGUUCAGGAAGCAGAUGUCGAAGUACCCAUUGGGCCAGGCGCUGUCGAUCCUCGACACGUGCUACGACCUCAGCAAGUUUAAGACUUUCGCGGUGCCCAAGAUCGGGUUCUUCUUCGCCGGCGGCGCGGAGGUGGACAUCGAUGCCCUCGGGAUUCUGUACGCCAACAAGCCGUCGCAGGUGUGUCUGGCGUUCGCCGGCAAUGGUGGCGCGAAGGACGUGGCGAUAUUCGGGAACGUGCAGCAGCAGACGCUGGAGGUGGUGUACGACGGCGCCGGCGGGAGGAUUGGGUUCGCCAGCGGCGGCUGCAAAUGAGGACUCGGAGCGACGUCGUCUUUUCCCCGGAAUAAUGUCCCUAUUUAAGGUAGUAUUUCGGAAUUGAGAAAUUUUAUAAAUAAUCUGAAUCAUCGAAAAGCUGAUUAAGGUAAUGGCGAAGCAAAUGGAGGAAGAAGGAAAAACUCGAGCUUUACUCGUACUACCGCAAUUUGAUUUCAGGAAUGAUGAAUAUGGAUUUAUGGAUUGUCUUCUUGUUAAUCUAUAUAUUUGGGUUUCGCUUUAUCAUUAUUAUUCGUUAAUUUAUAUUUAUAUUUAAAAUAUUAACUUGAUUCGUUGGUUGGGUGAAUUUUAUUUUAUUUUGAUAAAUCUCUUCAUGUUUUUAAAUAAGUUGAGGUUUCUAAAAUAGUUAAUUCAUUAUUUCAUAGUAAUCUUUUAUGGUAUUUGCUGAUUAUGACAUUACCG